GCCAGGGCUCGAACCGACAACCUUCCGAUUACAAGGCGAACGCCAAACUCUUGAGCCACGAUCGUCCCGAUGUAAUGAACAUGGUCAUGAAAACUGUAAAUUUCAUUUGGGUUCGUGGCCUGAAUCACCACCAGUUCCAGCUGUUCCUGCAGGAGAUGGGCUUGGAACACGAAGACCUGCCAUACCAUACAGAAGUGAGGUGGCUAAGUAGGAGCAAAGUCCUCAAACAAUUUUUUGAGCUUAGGGAGGACAUUGCUUUUUUCAUGCAGAAUAAAGGAAAACCCCUGUCUGAACUGUCAGAUCCAAAUUGGCUGUGUGAUUUUGCCAUCUUAUGUGACAUAACUGAGCAUCUCGCCCAACUGAAUCAGAAGCUGCAGGGACGCAAACAAGCAUCAUACAGAUGCCCAAUAUGAUCACGUUUCCAGCGUAAACUGGACCUAUGGAAGUGCCAAGUGGAACAGGGCAAUCUUGUCACAUUUCUGUUUGUCAGAGGAUCUCAGCAUCAUUUCCAGGUGUUUUUUCAUGUGCUCGUUUAGCUACAAAACUGAGCCGGUUAAUGAAUGCGUUUGAUUGGCGCUUCUCAGACUUCAGAACACUAUACUCGGGCUUCGCCAUCUUUACCAGUCCUUUCACCACUGAUGUCAGCAAAGCCCCCCAUCACCUUCAGCUGGAGUUAAUCGAGCUUCAAAGCAACAGUGGCCUGAAAGCAAAGUUCCAAGAUGCUGCAAUCGAGGACUUUUACCGUCUACUGCCCCCUGGUGUAAUGCCACAGCUUCGACUUCAUGCUGCCCGUGUUCUGUCCAUGUUGGGGAGCACCUAUUUGUGCGAACAAAUGUUUUCAACAAUGAAUCUGAACAAAAUCAAGCACAGAUCACGCAUCACUGAUGACAACCUCCAAGCUGUUUCGCGGAUUGCAACAGUACAAGAACUAAAACCAGACAUUGACACGCUGACCAAAGGAAAACGGUGUCAGACAUCAGGCCAUAAAACACAUAGAACAUGAUCAAUGGAUGAGGUUGGUGGAGAGCGGAUCCACUUGAUGUGUUCAAGGACAGGCAGGAUGUCAUUUUGAACUCAUAGUUGUGAGCUGAGACAAUGUUUAUUUGUUAUCCAUCCAUCCAUCCAUCUUCAUCCGCUUUA
This is a messenger RNA of Oreochromis aureus, 1140 nucleotides long. Its product is annotated as general transcription factor II-I repeat domain-containing protein 2A-like. The record is from RefSeq and is a predicted model, not a curated record. The transcript is spliced from 2 exons. Lineage: Eukaryota; Metazoa; Chordata; Actinopteri; Cichliformes; Cichlidae. Bases 440 to 1003 code for a protein of 187 amino acids.